Messenger RNA from Cannabis sativa, 1135 nucleotides. RefSeq names its product nuclear transcription factor Y subunit B-5. The record is from RefSeq and is a predicted model, not a curated record. Lineage: Eukaryota; Viridiplantae; Streptophyta; Magnoliopsida; Rosales; Cannabaceae. The coding region runs from base 269 to 940 and encodes 223 amino acids. Gene Ontology annotation, molecular function: protein heterodimerization activity; DNA-binding transcription activator activity, RNA polymerase II-specific; RNA polymerase II cis-regulatory region sequence-specific DNA binding. Gene Ontology annotation, cellular component: nucleus; CCAAT-binding factor complex. The transcript has a single exon. Gene Ontology annotation, biological process: regulation of transcription by RNA polymerase II.
AUGAUAUUAAUAUUUAAUUAACCCUAGCAACAGUACUUUAUUAAUAUAUAAUAUAUAAAAAUACACAAAACUGAACGUAUAUUUAUACACAUGUAUAUACAUGCGUGCGCUCUUAUACACACACUACACACAUAUCUAUGUAUAUAUAUAUAUAUAAAGCAUCAUGAUGAUCAAGAGAGAGAGUGAGAGGAGCAACGUGUCUGUGUUUGGCAGGCUUAGAGAGAGAGAUUUUAAUUUUGUUUAAUUAUUAUCGAUCUACAGAGAGAAUAUGGUUGAUAAUUUAGGCAAUAAUAGAGAGAGAGAAGGGUUUCAUCACUACAAUAAUUGCUCAUCCGGGGGACCAAGUAGUACUACCAAUAUUAGUCAUCAUCAGGAUCAAAUUGAUCAUCAUGGGUUUAUCAAAGAGCAAGAUCGGUUGCUUCCAAUAGCCAACGUUGGACGAAUCAUGAAGCAGAUUUUACCCCCAAAUGCAAAAAUCUCCAAAGAAGCUAAAGAAACUAUGCAAGAAUGCGUAUCUGAGUUCAUAAGCUUUGUCACUGGAGAAGCCUCCGACAAGUGCCACAAGGAGAAGCGUAAGACGGUGAACGGAGACGACAUUUGUUGGGCGUUAGCCGCCCUCGGUUUCGACGAUUACGCCGAGCCACUCAAGAGGUAUUUGCUCAAGUUUAGAGAGCUUGAAGGGGAGAGAUCUUCAGCUCAUCAUACUAAUAAUAAUACCAUCAACAAAGGUAAUCUUGAUCAAGAUAAUCAUAAUAAUCAUAAUCAGAAUAGCGAGUUCAUGAUGAAUUCCAAUUAUAUUGGAGGAAGUAGUAGUGGGGAUCAUGAUCAUCAACGGCAUCUUCAUGUUUCUUCACAUAAUAAUAAUAAUAACAAUGCUUCACUCGAGUUUAAUGUGCUUGAAAGGAGCAAUAAUAAUAAUUCCUUUUCAAGGCAGUUUUGAGUAUGGUAAUAAUUAAUUAUAAGAUCAGUUCUCCAAUCUCAUAUAUGUGUUGUAUUAUUUUGAUUAUAUGGUUUCGUUGGGAUAUUCAAAUUAGGUUUUUUUUAAUAAGAUUUGUAUUUUGAGAUUACAUCUUGUUUUGACUGUUAAUUAGUAACUUAUAAUUAAUUGAUUUGGAGCUGAAUCUGAUCAUAAUUA